Molecule: messenger RNA, 3007 nt
Organism: Schizosaccharomyces japonicus yFS275
Lineage: Eukaryota; Fungi; Ascomycota; Schizosaccharomycetes; Schizosaccharomycetales; Schizosaccharomycetaceae
Product: alpha-1,2-galactosyltransferase
Exons: 1
Coding region: 797-2221 (474 amino acids)
Cellular component (GO): membrane
Molecular function (GO): glycosyltransferase activity
Source: RefSeq, a predicted model, not a curated record
GACCAAAUAUCUGUUCUCAGAAUAACCAAAUACUUUUCCUUAAAACACCGGAAUCCCCCAUUACUCACUCCCUUCUUAGUAAACUCAUCCCCUUCAUUAACGUAUAAAGCUUAUUUGCCGGUCGUACUCACCUCCCUCCCUUCCUCACACACUCUCUUUUUCCUACUACGUUAAGCAGCAUCUCCUCGUAGCGGUGGAAGUUUGGCAUCUUUCCACCUUUGUUUUUUCCUUAAAGCAGCUCGGGUUGUUCACGUAAUUUACUAGUAGGAGACCAGGAAACGGUAAAGAACUCAUUUUUUUGGUGAAUUGACAUAUUUCUGACCGUCAUUACGUCAGUACAGCAAUUGAGAACUUUCACACUGUCUACGUUUUUUCCGUUUUUUUUUCUCUUUCUCUUUUAGAAGUCAUUCAUUUUGCAUUUUUCUUAUUUGUGAAGUACUCGAUAUAGACUGUCUUUUUAACCUCUUAUUCUCGUCUUUCUCUCUCUUUUUAUUUUUUUGUUCGUUGGAUUUUUUUUUUUUUUUUUGGUUUCAGUCAAUUCUGGCUAAAAGGACGAUUCGUUUAAAGGUUUAUUUUAAACAAACGAACUAGGGGGACUAAAAGAGGCUUGUCCAUACUUAGACGCCUUUCACUAACACUAUUCUCCUUCUUUUUUUUGAAGGAAGUGAAACCGUGCGUCUCAUUCUUCCUCACCUUCCUUUGUUUCUUCUUUUUUGAUUUUUUUUUUUUGAUUUUUUCCUUUUCAUCUCUUGCUUGCUUUUUUGUUUUACUCUUCACUUGAUUUUGUCUUGAAAAAAUGAGGUUUGGUUCUCAUUUGAUUUUAGGCAGUGUUAUUGUCAUUGCCUUUACCGUUGGUACGAUUUGGAAUAGAUCAUGGGAUCGACGCAUGCAAAACAGUGCUUUCCAUCGGGAAAAGCAACAAAAUGAAGCGAAUGGUAUAGCUUCAUCUUCUAUUCCAGUGACUACGGUCGAAAAAACGUACAUUUAUACACAAACAGAGCACCACACUGAGUAUGUGACUGAAAGUGUUACGACCACAAGCACAUCUGUGGUUCCUGGACCUACAGGCGACAGCAAUCCGUCGCCUGAAAAAGUGGUGAUGGUCUUCGCUUCGAACCUCGAGUCUCACCCCGAAUCAUCUAUGUACUAUUUGGCUAAAAGUAUUGUUAAGAACCGUCGUGCGUACGCAGAACGCCACGGCUUUAAGUUCAUGCAGCGCAAUGUUGACAAUUACGAAAUCAGCAAGCAACAUGCUCCUGCAUGGUCAAAAAUUCCUAUUUUGCGUGAAGCAAUGAACACUUAUCCAGACGCAGAGUGGAUCUGGUGGUUGGACCAUGAUGCUCUGAUCAUCAACCGAGAUUUUCACUUGGUGAACGAUCUGCUGCGAUACGACAAACUCAAUAGUACCAUUUUUCGCAACCGGUGGUACACACCUGGCUCGGGUAUUAGCGACAACACUAUAACGCCCGGCGACUACAACUUGAACGACAUUCACCUGAUUAUCAGUCAGGAUUGGAACGGCAUUAAUGCCGGUAGCAUGUUCUUCCGCAACACGAAAUUUACACGGUGGUUGUUGGACGUAUGGAUUGAGCCCCUGUUCUUGGAAAAGUCGUGGAUCUUUGCUGAGCAAGAGGUCUUGGGACACAUGAUCUCUAAUUAUCCUGAACUUCGUAAGCGAGUUGCGCUUGUAUCAAAUCGCCUCAUCAAUGCUUACAGUAGUCACAUGGAGGAUUACAAUUGGCAUGAUGGCGAUUUUUGUGUCCACUUUGCUGGUUGCAAGGACUUCGGUACCUGCAAGGAAAACUUUGACAAGUUUUCCGCCAUUCUCGACCAAAAGGAAGGUCUUUCUUGGCGUGAUGAGUCAGAAUUGCCAAAACCGGAGGAGCAACAGCAGCAGCAAGGACAACAGGAAGGUCAGCAGUCCGAGCAACAAAAUCAGCCUCAGCAGCAACAAGAGCAGCAGAGUCAACCUCAACAGCAGCCAUCUCAGCCUGAGCAACAAAAUCAACCUCAACAGGAGCAAUCCCAACCUGAACAGCAAAAUCAACCUCAACAACAGCAGUCUCAGUCCGAGCAACAAAAUCAACCUCAGCAGGAGCAACAACAGCCUCAACAACAGCAGGAACAGGAGCAACAAAAUCAAUCUCAAUCGGAACAACCUUACCAGGUCCAAGCUCCAGCUCAACCACAACAGCCCUCUGAGCAACAGAAUCAACAGUAAUAAAAAUGUGCCGCAGCUUAUUACUUUUAAGCCGGGCCCUCCCACAUCGCUUAAUUAUUUUUCUAAGCAUCACUGUCUAAUGUCUGCCAUGCCCGCCGCUUGUUUUAUUUUCAACCCUUUUUCUAUCCCUCUUCUUCAUUCGUUUACAGCUAGCUAAUUUCGGACCCAAUGCUAUUAGCUCUCUACAGACAUUGAGUAUAUAUUCCGUUGUAUUACGCCUUUCCAUCGUUUUUAUGACAUUUCAAUCGCUUGUGUAUUGCUUUUCCGAUUCCACACUAUGGGCUACACUUUAGGAAUUCAUUGUUAGCAUUGUGUGCUGCAUACUUUCAAAAACAUUCUUGUUCUGAAUUUGCUUGCAAAGAAUGAUUAUAAUAUUUAUACGAGAGAUUUUUUGUCGCAGAGAUCUCGUAACUGCACCGUUUUAUGGUUUGCUAGUUUAAGGAACGAUGAUGCCCAAACUUGAUCUAAUAUGACUUUGCAAGUAUUUUUUAGACGAGGUGCUUAAUCAUAUUCAAAAGUCAACUAAGACAAAUAGGGAGCGUGUGUGUUUGUAACGGGUCGUUGCUGAAAUAGUUUUUGUUUGCAUACUUAGUCGUACUUUACUAGGCUACAAAUUUUAAUAAAUUUCAGGCAGUCGUUACAGUACUUGAUUUUGUAAGCUAGGGUAGUACUAAUAUUACUCUAGUGCCUAUUUCCAGUUGCUAUAAUCGACUAUACCCUUAAGGUCACCUUUGUGGACCCUUGCAGCACAAUCUGGAUGUAGCCCUUAUAUUAGUCUGUUCAAGC